This is a messenger RNA of Heterocephalus glaber (naked mole-rat), 374 nucleotides long. The record is from RefSeq and is a predicted model, not a curated record. NCBI's taxonomy places the organism in Eukaryota, Metazoa, Chordata, Mammalia, Rodentia, Bathyergidae.
CUUGCUGAUCUGCAGAACGAUGAAGUUGCCUUUAGAAAAUUCAAGCUAAUUACAGAAGAUGUUCAGGGCAAAAACUGCCUGACUAACUUCCAUGGUAUGGAUCUCACCCGUGACAAAAUGUGUUCCAUGGUCAAGAAAUGGCAGACCAUGAUCGAAGCUCAUGUUGACGUCAAGACUACCGAUGGUUAUUUACUUCGUUUGUUUUGUGUUGGUUUUACUAAAAAAAGGAACAAUCAGAUACGGAAGACCUCUUAUGCUCAGCACCAACAGGUCCGCCAAAUCCGGAAGAAGAUGAUGGAAAUCAUGACCCGAGAGGUGCAGACAAAUGACUUGAAGGAAGUGGUAAAUAAGUUGUAAGUGUUCUUCCUUUUUAC